AUGGUGGACACUUUGGAGGAAUUCGGACAGAAGCUAAGGGGUUGGAGUCGGGCUUGUAUUGGCCAACUCUGUUCAAGGAUGCCCAUACUUGGGGUCAAAAGUUGCGAUGAAUGCCAAAGGACAGGCAACAUAUCUCGUCGACACGAGAUGCCAAUUACCACAAUUCAAGAGGUGGAGGUUUUUGACAUGUGGGGGAUCGACUUCAUGGGGCCAUUUGUCAGCUCAUAUGGUAACAAUUACAUAUUGGUAGUAGUUGACUAUGUUUCCAAGUGGGUUGAAGCAGUGGCUCUCCCAACCAAUGAUGUAAAAGGGGUAACAUGCUUUCUAAAGAAGAACAUCUUCACACGUUUUGGCACCCCGAGAGCUAUAAUCAGUGAUGGCGGAACCCAUUUCCGCAAUAGAACGUUCGCACGGCUGUUGGAAAAGACUGAUUGGACGAAGAAGCUGGGUGAUGCAUUGUGGGCGUACCGGGCAGCCUUCAAAACUCCAAUUGGUAUGUCACCAUACAAGUUGGUAUUUGGAAAGGCAUUCCACCUUCUGGUAGAGCUCGAGCAUAAAACACUUUGGGCAUUGCGGCAGUUGAACUUGGACAUGGAGAUAACAGGAACCAACAGAGUCACUGGGUUACAUGAGCUAGAGAAAUUCAGGUUCCAGGCAUUCGAGAGUGCUAGAUUAUACAAAGAAAGGAUAAAACUAAUGCAUGAUAAGCACAUUGUGGACCGAAACUUCAAAUCCGAAGAGCUCGUGUUGUUAUACAACUCAAGAUUGAGGUUGUUUCCAGGUAAGUUGAAGUCUCGGUGGUCAGGACCCUUCAGAGUGGUGCAAAUGUUCUCAACUGGAGUUGUUGAGAUUGAAUCAGAAGAUGGGACAAAUAAGUUCAUAGUGAAUGGGAAAAGGUUGAAACAUUACCUUGGAAUGGUAGAAGAGAAAGGGGAUAGAGAGGUAACAAUGUUGGAAGAGCCCCAAUACGCGAAUGAGGAGUGA
Nicotiana tabacum (common tobacco) is the source of this 984-nucleotide messenger RNA. The record is from RefSeq and is a predicted model, not a curated record. NCBI's taxonomy places the organism in Eukaryota, Viridiplantae, Streptophyta, Magnoliopsida, Solanales, Solanaceae.